Messenger RNA from Cyphomyrmex costatus, 481 nucleotides. RefSeq names its product Cuticle-tanning hormone bursicon (gene Burs). The record is from RefSeq and is a predicted model, not a curated record. Gene Ontology annotation, biological process: animal organ morphogenesis. Gene Ontology annotation, molecular function: receptor ligand activity; BMP binding. The coding region runs from base 1 to 477 and encodes 158 amino acids. Lineage: Eukaryota; Metazoa; Arthropoda; Insecta; Hymenoptera; Formicidae. The transcript has 4 exons.
AUGUACCGCUCGAGAGGCAAGCUCUUUCGUUACUUUGUGAUCGAUGGAUUGUUGAUAUGCUUGUUAUACGGAGCUACAGAAGCAAUUGUUGGAGUCGACGAGUGCCAGGCGACGCGUGUGAUACACUUCCUUCAGUAUCCAGGCUGUGUUCCAAAGCCGAUUCCUAGUUAUGCGUGUAGAGGACGGUGCAGUAGUUACCUACAGGUGUCCGGAUCGAAAAUGUGGCAAAUGGAGAGGAGCUGCAUGUGCUGUCAGGAAAGCGGCGAAAGAGAGGCUAGUGUCUCCCUGUUCUGUCCACGGGCGAAACCAGGGGAGAAGAAAUUCAGGAAGAUGGUCACCAAAGCACCGCUGGAUUGCAUGUGCAGACCGUGCACCAGCGUGGAAGAGUACGCGAUAAUACCUCAAGAGAUCGCGGGAUUCUCCGACGAGGGUCCUUUCACAACAUCCGCGCAUUUCAGACGAUCCUCCGUUUUAUAAUAGA